This is a messenger RNA of Aedes albopictus (Asian tiger mosquito), 1588 nucleotides long. It is a transcript of the gene Debcl, whose product is annotated as bcl-2-related ovarian killer protein. The coding region runs from base 267 to 971 and encodes 234 amino acids. Gene Ontology annotation, biological process: intrinsic apoptotic signaling pathway in response to DNA damage; extrinsic apoptotic signaling pathway in absence of ligand; regulation of apoptotic process. NCBI's taxonomy places the organism in Eukaryota, Metazoa, Arthropoda, Insecta, Diptera, Culicidae. The transcript has 2 exons. The record is from RefSeq and is a predicted model, not a curated record. Gene Ontology annotation, cellular component: mitochondrial outer membrane. Gene Ontology annotation, molecular function: protein homodimerization activity; protein heterodimerization activity.
ACAACUUCAUCUCCGCAGAGUAAGCAAGAUCGCGAAGAUCAGUUCGAUCUGGAGUUUUGGUAGUGCCAGCAGCUGGUCACGACUGGGUUAUCUAACUACUGUCAUUCAACCAAUUUAUCAGGAAUUAGCGGUUUUCAAUACCCGUCCCCUAGUACUAGUGAGCUUCAAUGACUCGAUUAAGCAUAUAGAAUACCACUAGCAACGACCAAUUAGGGUAAUCUUCGAUCGUGCAGCUUCCAAAUCGAUGGACCUGUUAUCAACAUAUCAUGGAGAUGACAUCGCCAACACUUGCCAAUAAUUUUGCAAAUGUUUGGACAAAUCGACGCAGUCCAAUCCAUCAUUUAACUACUACACAGGAUGUGAUCAACCAGGGGAAAUGUCUCUGCGGCGAAUACAUCCGAGCUCGGCUGAGACGAUCCGGGCUGCUGAACCGUAAAAUUUUACAGCGUUUGCGCAGCACGAUGGAAGUUCCUAAUUGUGUGGUCGUUCGUGAAACAUCGCCAAUUUUGAACGGAAUGGGCGAAGAGCUGGAACGGAUGCACCCGCGUCUGUACAGUAACGUGAGCCGACAGAUUUCAGUAGAACCGUGGGGUGAACUGACCGAACCCGACUCGGUAUGCUAUCUCCUACAUAUCGUUGCAAAGGAUCUCUUCAAAACGGAUAUUACCUGGGGAAAGGUGAUCUCGCUGUUCGCGAUCGCCGGUGGCUUAGCCGUGGAUUGCGUUCGCCAAGAGCACUACGAUUAUCUGCAGCAACUGAUCGAGGGAACAACUGACGUUAUCGAGGAAGAUCUGAGCGUGUGGUUAGUCGAAAAAGGCGGCUGGCUAGGGCUCCAGGAUCACGUUCAUCCACCGCAGAGCGAAAUUACAUUCCUCGGUUGGAUGGCGAUCACCAUAUCAACACUAUUUGUGAUUUACUUAAUUUCGGUUUUACUUAAAUAUCUUGGCUCAAGUUAUCUGUCGAAAUUCUAACGAAAAGCAUCCACGUAAUUAUCCGCACUGCUUAUUUUAUGUGUAUACAUAUAACUAAUUUGUGAUCAUAAAAAUAAUCGCUUAAAAUUGAAAGCACUCUAUUCACGUAUUUGAAUUUUAUACCUUAAUGUAGCUUAACCGUAAGAGCAAACAAAAAAAACACAAAAAGGGAAGCAACGAUGAAGAAAACCACACAUUUUACCCAACGUCUCCACUAGACAGAAAUGUCUUGCCAUUUUGCUGCCAGAAAGAGAAAACGUAACAGAAAUGAUCAACACCGCUGCUUUCCAUGCAAACAGCGAGAGAACAUUUCUGUCAUGACACAUCUGUCCAGCAAAAUGGCAAGACAUUUCUGUCUAGUGGAGACGUCGGGUUACUCAUCGAAUAGAAAGCGUUAUUUCAACAUAGAAAUACAGUGGUGCUCUUUCAAAUUGUCUACUGUUGAUUGUUUACCGUUGUUCGAUAGCCCGCUUACGUAAUCCAGUAUCUGAAAAAAAAAAAAGUCGUUCCAACUGCAAAUAUGAGUGAUACUAAUGCUCAAAGCAAUGAAUAGCUAACAUAAAUCUCUUUUUCUUUGUGUUGAUCAUUGUAUUGAAUAAAUUUGUUGAAAUACAAAA